Molecule: messenger RNA, 1170 nt
Organism: Penicillium alfredii
Lineage: Eukaryota; Fungi; Ascomycota; Eurotiomycetes; Eurotiales; Aspergillaceae
Exons: 2
Coding region: 1-1170 (389 amino acids)
Source: RefSeq, a predicted model, not a curated record
AUGUCUAUAACAUUCUCCGACGAAAUACCUCAAGGCUUUCCCUCGAGAGGCCCAAACUGGUUCCACGAAAUUCCCUUUUUGAUGCAUGGGUGGGAAACCACCAAUGAGCUGGGAGCCCCCUCGCUCAAGCACUCCGCCAUGAAGGGCCUGCUGCAGGACCAGUCGGCGUUGCAGCCGGGUCUUUUCGAGCAUGUCCCGUGGUAUCUUGCUCAGUACCUGUGGGAUGCGCUAGGUAGAUGCAAGAAGCAGACACUCUAUAUGUGGAAGAUCAUGGCAACCAUGUACCCCACACAAUUUCGUCUCCUGAGUCCGUAUUACUGCCUGUCGACGGGCCGUCCCAUUGAGCCUCUGAAGCACUACGUCGACUUGAUCAACAGCCCCGAAAACAGGUGGCGCGCUGUACUCACCAUCGGAACGCAGUGCUGCGAUGCCACAGACCUCACAGCUCUCGCUAACAUUCGCAACUUGGUGGCUCUGGAGAUCGGCAAGAAUGAUUGGAGGCACAGUCUAACCAAUUCCGAGGGAGUUGCCCGUGAAGGCGCCUCUUUGACUGCUGGGACUGUCCGUGGCUGGCUCGAAAUGGUCCACUCGGCGGGGACGCUGCAGCAUCUGCGUGUUUUGCGCAUCUACCACCAACGCAGUUUGAAGACAGCCGCACUUCGGGAGUUGCGUGCGCUUCCUGAGCUGCAGCUGGUUGUGGCUUAUGACUGCCCGGAGAUCGCAGCGGAGAUCCAGCAGUGCCCAAAUAAAAUGCCUAAAAACAGCCCUGUUCAUAUAUACGGGUGGCUGGCACACCGGCUGGAUGCUGUGUGGAAGGAGCAUGGCGAAGAAGAAGCAAUAUCCCCGCUUGGCCCACUGUUGGAUGUCUAUAACGCCAGCUUGUCGGCCCAUCCUCCGCUUUUUGCUGCUCAUGAACAGAAACCCAUCCCGCCCAAGCUGGACACAAAUUCCCCGCUGCUGCAAUUCCAGUUGCCUUUCGUGGAUCACAGUAACAUACACAAAGUUGCUUACCGGGCGCGGUAUACGGCCAAGUCGGUGGUGUUCUUCACCCCAAUUCCUGGUAGUCAGAGAAAACGAGCGGCGCCAGAACAGGCUAGUUCGCGGUUUAAGCGGGCAAUUAUGAAGGACCGGGGAAUAGAUAUAUCGAGCGUUUUGGGCGAGUUUCUCUGA